Molecule: messenger RNA, 258 nt
Organism: Psilocybe cubensis
Lineage: Eukaryota; Fungi; Basidiomycota; Agaricomycetes; Agaricales; Agrocybaceae
Exons: 3
Coding region: 1-258 (85 amino acids)
Source: RefSeq, a predicted model, not a curated record
AUGAAAUUCUCUGUUAACCUUAUUGCUUUGCUCUUUGGAGCACUGUCCUCGACUAUGGUUGCACAAGCCGCUCCCCCUGUUGCGCGGGCCCCCGAUGUAUUCUCCAUUAUAUUUUUUGACGAACCCUCUCUCGGCGGUGCUUCAUACUUUCCUGAAUAUUCUGGUCCUGAUCUAUGUAUCACCCUCCCGCCCAAAUGGAUAAACAGAGCGGAAAGUUUGGUCAUCUCCAAUGGCUAUUCUUGUGCCUUCUACGCCUGA